Messenger RNA from Brenthis ino (lesser marbled fritillary), 549 nucleotides. The record is from the annotation of a GenBank genome assembly. Lineage: Eukaryota; Metazoa; Arthropoda; Insecta; Lepidoptera; Nymphalidae.
AUGGAUACCAUACACUCCCAAAUAGGAUUGCCAAUGAAACAACUGGCAGACAGAUACGCCGAUUAUUCAGGAACCGCACAUGAUCAGCCUCUAUAUUACCCGUAUGAACCAUCUCAGCCAGCUCAAGGGCAUAUUGUGCCUACAAAACACCACUAUGGAGGCGGAAGCAGCCACAAAAACAACGCUGCCAUGUCAGCUUUAACAUUGUUGGCAUUUCUAUUCUUUUUGCAUAUUCUUCAACAAUGUUUAAAAGACCAUAUGACCGCUAUGAGUACGCCGCAAGUAAUGAUAAUGACCGGUGGGAGAGAUGGCGAGGAAAGCAUCGCCAAACAAACCCAUAAUAAAUUCGACAAAACCGGCGAAUUCGAAACGGACACUGACAAUAAAAGAAAUACUUUAGGAAAAACAUUAUCAGAAAAUGGGAAUGACGAAAAUUAUUUAAAAAUAACCACUUCUGAAGAUGCGCGGUGGAGAAAAUCUCAAAAGCAUCAAAAUACUUUUAAGAAAAAUACGGAUAUUUCUGGUUUUAUCAAUCCACCCGAAGACUAU